Molecule: messenger RNA, 2396 nt
Organism: Daucus carota subsp. sativus
Lineage: Eukaryota; Viridiplantae; Streptophyta; Magnoliopsida; Apiales; Apiaceae
Product: fimbrin-4
Exons: 14
Coding region: 71-2107 (678 amino acids)
Biological process (GO): actin filament network formation; actin filament bundle assembly
Cellular component (GO): cytoplasm; actin filament bundle; actin filament
Molecular function (GO): actin filament binding
Source: RefSeq, a predicted model, not a curated record
UCUUCUUCCAAUUACAGAUUCGACACGAAGAAGACAAGCCAAAUAGUGUACACAUACAUAUAGUUUUACAAUGUCAGGCUACGAAGCAGUUACCAUUUCUGAUCCAUCGCUUGAGAGCCAAUUUGCUCAAGUCGAGCUUCGCAGACUCAAAUCCAAAUUUCUUGCAGCAAGAAAAGAAUCAGGGCAAGUCAGGUUAGGGGAUCUACCACCGGUAAUGUUGCAGUUGAAGAAUUUCAGUGAGAUUUUUAGAGAAAGGGACAUCAAAGCUAUCUUGAGUGAGUCAAACUCAGACAUGGAUCAGGAAGUUGAUUUUGAAUCCUUCCUGCGGAUGUAUCUCACUGUAAGUGCUCGAGCUCGAACAAAGGCAGGUGCUUCAAGAUAUAAAACUGCAACUUCAUUCCUCAAGGCACCCACAACCACUAAUCGGCACACCAUUAGCCAAACAGAGAAGGCAUCUUAUGUCGACCACAUUAAUAGACAUCUUGGAGAAGAUCCAUUUCUAAAGAAGCAUUUUCCUAUAGAUCCAAACACCGAUGCGUUGUUUGAUCUUGUUAAGGAUGGUGUUCUCCUCUGUAAGCUUAUCAAUGUGGCUGUCCCUGGUACAAUAGACGAGCGGGCAAUAAAUAAAAAGAAUAAGCUUAAUCCGUGGGAGAGAACUGAGAAUCAUACAUUGUGCCUCAACUCUGCACAGGCCAUCGGCUGCACUGUAGUGAACAUUGGCACACAGGAUCUGGAUGAAGCUAGACCCCAUCUGCUACUUGGUUUAAUUUCCCAGAUAAUUAAGGUUCAACUUUUGGCUAAUUGCAAUAUCAAAAACACUCCCGAGCUACUGGAACUGGUGGAAGAAGAGAAGGAUGUGGAGGAGCUCAAGAGUAUGGCUCCUGAAAAGGUUCUCUUAAAAUGGAUGAACUAUCACCUAAAGAAAUCAGGAUAUAAAAAGGAGGUCACCAAUUUUUCCAGCGAUUUAAAGGAUGGAAUGGCUUAUGCUCAUUUGCUCCAUGCUCUUGCUCCCGAACUUGAUACUGGUAACACACUGGAGACUGAGGAUCCAGAAGAAAGAGCAAAUCUGAUACUUCAGCAAGCAGAUAAAAUGGAGUGCAAUAGAUACGCCACUCCAACAGAUAUUGUUGAGGGCUCAACAAAUUUAAAUAUUGCAUUCGUUGCAGAAAUAUUUCAGCACAGGAAUGGUCUGCAUGAAGUGACAGAGAACACCCAAAAUUCCUUUGCAGAAAUGAUGACAGAUGAUGAGGAGACUUCUAAAGAAGAGAGAUGCUUCCGCUUGUGGAUCAACAGUCUUGGAACUGAAACAUAUGUCAAUAAUUUAUUUGAAGAUAUGAGACCCGGAUGGGUCAUGUUGGAAGUUCUUGACAAAAUAUUCCCUGGAUCAGUCAACUGGAAGAAAGCAACAAAACCUCCCAUAAAAAUGCCUUUCAGAAAGGUUGAGAACUGCAACCAAGCCAUUGAGAUUGGAAGAGAAUUAAACUUUUCGCUAGUAAAUGUAGCCGGCAAUGAUUUUGUACAAGGAAACAAAAAACUCAUAAUAGCUUUUCUGUGGCAACUGAUGAGGUUUAGCAUGCUCCAACUGCUUAAAAACUUGAGAUCUUCUUCCCAAGGAAAGGAAAUAACAGAUGCCGAUAUUUUAAAUUGGGCAAAUGAAACAGUAAAAAAGUCAGGGAAGCAAACUCAGAUGGAUAGCUUUAAGGAUAAAAGUCUUUCAAGCGGGGUUUUCUUCCUUGAACUUCUUAGUGCUGUGGAGCCGCGAGUUGUCAACUGGAGUCUUGUUACUAAUGGCGAAAAUGAUGAGAAUAAGAAAUCAAACGCAACAUAUAUAAUUAGUGUUGCACGGAAGCUAGGCUGCUCAAUCUUCUUAUUGCCUGAGGAUAUUAUGGAGGUGAACCCGAAGAUGACUCUUAUUCUAACAGCAAGCAUAAUGCAUUGGAGUCUAAACCAAAAGGGUGGACAAAGAUUGCCUCCUGUUCCUACAAGUGAAACUCCUGAGGAUUCCCCAACAGCAGGUGCAGACGGUGAUAUGGAACACGAAAAUGAACCAGCUGACGCUGAAUCCAGUGAGCCGCCUGCUGAUGCUGAAGAACCAACUGACGCUUAAGCCAGUGAGCUGCCUGCUGAUGCUGAAGAACCCUUGUGAGAUAUUGAACGAUACAGGACUUAAGAGAAUGAAGUAUAUAGAACUGCAAUUAUAAUUUUUGGCGAGUCUUAACUAUAUAUACAGACAGGGUAGAAAUGCAAUAUGAACAACAGUAAUCUAAUGUAUCAUUUGUUAAUCACAAAAUGUAUGAAAUUGUGUAAUUAGAGUGUGUUAGUUCAUGUGAUUAAAAAUGUAAAGUUACCACCUUUCCUGUAUCUGUCCAUCUGAUGAAUAAUGCUGCUAAAUUUAA